CAUAGCGCUCAGCAUGAACGCUCCGUGGCAAAAGGAUGUGCGAGCAAGCAGCGCGCUACUGCAGGGACGGUGUCCACAAACUCCUCCACAAAGAACAACCCAAACUCCGGGCGCAGGACAGCAAAGAACAACCCAAACCAGGAGCCCGGGACAGCGAGACAGCGACGGCUGCACAGUCCGGCAACAGCGGCGCCCAGCCGGGUGGAAUUGACGGGCUCGUCCGCUGGAUAGUUACCAAGAUGAGCGACAACAAAAGCAUCUCUUCCCGGGAAUACGCGAAGGAGGAGGCGGCAGUAGCCCAGGAGCAGUUUUUCGCCCCGGAGCCGCGAAAAGGCAUCUCCGUGAUAUUGGAUAUUUUCCGGAGGGCUGAUAAGGAUGACGACGGGAAGCUCUCUCUGGACGAGUUCCAGGCCUUCUUCUCCGACGGGACGCUCAACGAGGAGGAGCUGGAGAAGCUGUUCCACACCAUCGACUCGGACAAUACCAGUAAUGUUGACACCAGAGAGCUCUGCGACUACUUUGCCAAACACAUGGGAGACUAUGAGGACGUCCUGGCCUCCCUAGAGACCCUCAACCUGUCCAUCCUGAAGGCCAUGGACUUCACCAAGAAGGUCUAUGAACGGGGGUCCAACGUGGAGCAGUUUGUGACCCGCUUCCUGUUGAAGGAGUCGGCCAAUCAGAUCCAGUCCCUGCUGAACUCCGUGGAAAGCGCUGUGGAUGCCAUUGACGAGCAGCACAGCCAAUCAGGGCAGUACCCCAGUAAGACCAGUCCACGCGUGCCAGAUGGUCGCUAUGUGACUCCGGUGCCAGACUACCCCCCCAAUAACAGGGUCAGCGCCAGGGAGGCCGUGAGGAACAUCAGCGCCGCUGCAGGGCCUGUGGAAGUGAGGAAGGAGGGGCUAGAGGCACAAAUUAACCGUCUGGCCGAGCUGAUUGGACGGCUGGAGAACAAGACUGUGUGGUUUGAUCUUCACCAGAGGCUAACUGAGACAGAUGGCACGGCCAGCGCUUCCCUCUAUCUGAUUCGUCAGGAGAUGACCGUAUCCCAGAAGCACCUGGGGGAGUUCUGUGAGGCCCUGAAACAGUACCUGAAGAACGUCUCAGCCCAAAGAGACUGCUUCCACGUGACUGCGGUUCGCCUGCCAGACGGAGUGUCCUUUGUCGUGUAUGAGUUCUGGGACGGAGAAGACGAAUGGAAGCAGCACCUGCAGACGGCGGCCUGUAAGGCCUUCCAGCACGUCAAAGUGGACACGCUGUGCCAGCCGGAGACCGUCUCCACCGUCGCUGUGCCAGCUGCCUGGUGCACCCUGAACAGAGACUGAUGUGGGCGGAGCCUCUGGGCAGGUCCGCCCCCCCCCCUUCCCAGGCCCCACCCCCUGGCCCAGAACCCCUCUCUCUGCAGAAGCCUGAAUUACCCCUCUUCUCUUUACCCCCACCCCCGUCCCCUCUCUGUCCCAUACAGAAUUCCCUCUCCUCAGUCUUCACUUCUUUUUGUAACAGGUCUCCAAACACCCCCCCCCCCUUGUCUGUCAGAUAGCAUACUGAAACACAGCAAAGGGGCCGUAGGGUCUCAAAGGCCUUUAUAAUGUGUCUGAGAUCGGUAAAGGAAGAAUAAAUUAAUAAUCAAUGAGCUCACCCCCCCGCACCCCCCCCCCCCCAGCACUCCGAUCUACACUGAGAGGUAUCCCUGCACCCCUCCCUGCCCUAGACCCAGUCUUACAAGCACAAUGUAUAUGAAUACGCUAAUUUACUAAAUAAAAUAUAUACAGAAAUAUAUAUGGAAAGAAGAUUAAAUAUAUAAAACUGAAAGGAUUUUGUCUUAGUUUUAUCUUAAACGAACAGUUUAUCGUAAAAUCAUUACCAACAGUCUUCAUGACAUUUCCCUCCUGGCUGAUGACCAAGGAUGAAACUCAUGGAGUAGAGCUAGGUCUCUCACUCUCUUUUUCUCUCUCUCUCUCUCUCACUCACUCUUUUCUGUCUGCACAUUUUCUUACUAACAGAGUAAGCCGUAGUACUGCUCAUCGCAUGACCAGAAACUGGAAGCCCACACCACAACCAAAGUGUCUCGCGUUUAUGACAUCACAGAUUGACAGGACUGUUCUGACCAAUGGGGCCUGCCUCCCCGCCUCCCCGCCUGGCCCGGGCUCUAGAUUCUGGUCACUGCGAGACGUCACAUCAUCAGGCCCUCGAUAUUUUGGCUGAGCCCUGUCAGACAGCAAGCGAGCGGAGGUUCAGGGAUAGACAGGGGAUGUUUUUUAUUUAUUUAUUUUUUGGGUUUUGUUUACUUUUUGGGUUUUGUUGGACCCGGCUUGCAGGCGUGGGGGCGACCAUCUUGAAAAACCGUGUCCCCAGCUCCUCUGCAUGACCUCUGGACGUCAGCUUUGGGUGCUCGGCUGUGCACGAAACAGCGGGGCAACGUUCUCCAAAACGUUUUCUUUUAUUCCUUCCCUCCGACUCUCUCUCUCUCUCUUUCACUUUAGAAUUGGUGCAUGUUCUCCUAAACGUACUGUAUCUUACUUGGCGUAGAAAUUAGCUGUGCUACUUUUAAUGGGUUUUUGUGCAUUUCUUACUUUUCUUUUAUAAUAAUCCUUUGACUGACGAAAAAAAAUAAAAAAAAAUAGAAAAUGUACUGUACGUCCGAUACAGAGAAUGACACGUUUUCACUUUUAUGGCUUUGAUUGAACAGUUAUUCCUAUACUUCUGUAUGUUUCUGUAAACUUGCUUUCUCUCUUAAACUGAGCGUAGAGACUUACAGCGGGGAUGCAAGUGAUAUAUUUCGUCUGAACAUUGUUUAAAUUCUAGCUCAUGUAGAGUGAUGAUGCUCAGAACCAAUAAAGCUAAUGUACUGGGAUAAAACCCUGUAAAAU
Anguilla rostrata (American eel) is the source of this 2867-nucleotide messenger RNA. RefSeq names its product N-terminal EF-hand calcium binding protein 2 (gene necab2). NCBI's taxonomy places the organism in Eukaryota, Metazoa, Chordata, Actinopteri, Anguilliformes, Anguillidae. The transcript has 13 exons. The record is from RefSeq and is a predicted model, not a curated record. Bases 36 to 1322 code for a protein of 428 amino acids. Gene Ontology annotation, cellular component: cytoplasm. Gene Ontology annotation, biological process: regulation of amyloid precursor protein biosynthetic process. Gene Ontology annotation, molecular function: calcium ion binding.